AACAGAUUUAAGCGCAGGAGCCGAGGAAGUUUAGUUAAAGACCUGCAUAAACUUUGGUUCAAACUUCAAUCUCACGAGAUUCUUUAGAAUUCUACGAUAUGCCGCAAAAUAAAAAAUUUAGUUUAAAGAUAACAACACUGUUUGCACAGUUUAAUGAACAAUUUUUCAACAAUCAAUUGUCUAAUGUUGAUGUCAUAUUGAGUGGAAGAUUGAAGACAACUUCUGGAAAAUUUUGUCCACAAAAACCUCAUUUAAAACAUGGCGAGAAAAAUGGCAUCAUUGAACUGAACCUUCGACUACUCAUUGAACGUACUGACAAAGAAAUUAAAGAAACAUUACUACAUGAAAUGAUCCAUGCAUAUCUCUUUAGUUAUGAAAAACGGAUAAAGCCUCAUGGAAAAGAGUUCAAACAGAUGAGUGAAGAGAUUAAUAAAGCUUUAGAUAUUAACAUUUCAACCAGACAUAAAUAUUUUACGUGGUAUCGAUGUGAAGGAAAAUGCAAAACAUCAGAAAAUCGUUACUUUGGUUACAUUAAAAUUGUGUCAUCCAAUACUUCACGACUUAAAAAUUCUCAUGUGCCUGGCUGUGAUGGUGCAUUUAAAAAAGUCUCAGAGCCUUCAAAGAACCUUCUCAAACAGUUCGAUGAGCAAAAAAAGAAAAUUAGAGAAGCUCAAAAGAAGGUCAAGAAAUGCAAAUUACAAUACAAAAGUAAUGCCUUUACAUUCAAUUCCGAUUGGACUGCCUUACUACCGAUGUUUAAGCAUAUCUAAUUAUUUUUUCAUUUAUAAUAAUAUCUCAAUUUUCUUUUCGAACGGUAAUAACAAAGAGUAGUUUCUUAUCACGCGACUGCUAAAUUCCGAUGACUAUUUUUAUCUGACUCGGCAAAUUCUUAUCAAAUUGAGUUUCAUUGUAACUUAGUUAAUAAUUGAUAUUAUUGAAAUGAUAUUUUUGUUCAGUGAAAUUGAAAAUCAUCAACAUUUAUCGCAUUUGUUUAGAAGUUAAAUUAAAAAGUGGUUGAUAUUUGAGAAAUUACAUCUUUCUGAUAUCUGCCAAUCAUUUUAAUAAAAGAAUUUAAUACAAU
Molecule: messenger RNA, 1081 nt
Organism: Clunio marinus
Lineage: Eukaryota; Metazoa; Arthropoda; Insecta; Diptera; Chironomidae
Source: the annotation of a GenBank genome assembly